AUGUCGGAACUGGUCUCAAAUCCUUCCCUGUGGGCCCAAAGUCUUGCAUUUCUAGGCUUGCUUUGUAUGACAGGCCUGAUUUGGAAUAUACUGUUUUCGCGACUGAGGUCCGUCCCCGGUCCAGCACUGGCCAAGCUAACGGACUUUUGGCGUGCAUUUCAUACCUACCGUGGACGUGUCGAUCAGAAACACGUCGAGCUGCACCGCAAGUAUGGAGUAGCUGUGCAGAUUGGCCCGAACUGCGUGAGCCUUUCGGACCCUGGUCUUAUUCGGACGAUUUAUUCGACCCGCAAUCCGUGGAAGAAGAGCGACAUGUAUCGCCCUAACGAUGUUUUGAUUCAAGGACACCGACUUUCGAAUCUCUUCAAUACGCAAGAUGAGGAAUGGCACAAUCAGAAUAUUCGCCCGAUUCGGAGUCUUUGGACUAUGACCAAGGUCUUGGAAUAUGAGCCCCUUAUCGAUGAGACCCUGAACAAGUUUGUCGACAAGCUCGCUUUGAGGUUUGUGGAUGGCGAUAGCGCGGGAAAGAUUUGUCCUGUUGAUGCAUGGAUUGGUUUCUUUGCAUGGGAUGUCACCGCCAAUUUCAGUUUCGGUCGCCAUUAUGGUUUCAUAGAUCAGGAGAAGGAUGUUAAUGAUCUUAUCACCGACUCAACUGCUGGCCUGGAAUAUUUCGCACCGGUCUCUCAAAUCCCAUGGAUUGACAAUUUGCUCGACAAAAACCCGAUCAAGCGCAUCGGCCCAAAGCCCACAUUAACUGGGGUGCUAUAUGCCUUCAAAGUUGUCGCUGAAUAUCAAGCCCAACUAGCCGAAAAGCACAUGUCCACUGGCACCGUUGACCACACUCUCGAUAAAUAUGUCCAACUCAAGAAAACAUGGCCAGACAUGGUGGACGACAAUCAAAUCGUCAACUGGCUAAUGCUAAGCAUCCUAGCCGGAGGCGACACAAGCUCAGCCACCAUGAGGGCAACAGUGUACUACCUAUCCAAGAACCUAUCAGCAACAGCCAAACUCGUCGCGGAAUUGAACAAUGCAGGUAUAUCUGCCCCUGCGCCUUGGAAGGAGAUCCGUGACUUGGCCUAUCUUGACGCCGUCAUCCGCGAAUCCAUGCGCAUGAACCCCGGCAUUGCAAUGAUAUUCGAACGGGUUGUUCCAGAAGAUGGAUUUACACUCCCAGAUGGACGACAUCUGCCUGCAGGAACGAAAGCAGGCAUCAAUCCCUUUGUGACGAACCGCGACUAUGAUGUUUUCGGCCAGGAUGCUGAUACCUUCAAUCCUGAUCGCUGGCUGCAGGACAAGGAUGAGAGUGCUGAACACUUCGAGGAGCGGCAGAGACGCAUGAAGGAUACAGUUGACUUUGUCUUUGGUGGCGGUGGUCGUGUCUGUAUGGGUCGUUAUUUGGCUAUGCUGGAGAUCAAAAAGUUGAUUGCGACGCUUUAUAGCUUGUUCGAUAUUCAACUUGUUGACCCUAAGCAUGAGUGGAAGUAUCGCAAUGCUUGGUUUGUGUAUCAGUAUGAUAUGCCUAUGCUCAUUCGGCGUCGGUAA
Molecule: messenger RNA, 1542 nt
Organism: Penicillium nucicola
Lineage: Eukaryota; Fungi; Ascomycota; Eurotiomycetes; Eurotiales; Aspergillaceae
Product: cytochrome P450
Exons: 5
Coding region: 1-1542 (513 amino acids)
Molecular function (GO): monooxygenase activity; iron ion binding; heme binding
Source: RefSeq, a predicted model, not a curated record